Messenger RNA from Aphidius gifuensis, 1185 nucleotides. RefSeq lists its product as uncharacterized. The record is from RefSeq and is a predicted model, not a curated record. NCBI's taxonomy places the organism in Eukaryota, Metazoa, Arthropoda, Insecta, Hymenoptera, Braconidae. The coding region runs from base 1 to 1185 and encodes 394 amino acids. The transcript has a single exon.
AUGUACAGACAAUUUUUAAUACGUCCACAAGAUAGAAAAUAUCAACGUAUUUUAUGGAGAAAUACGUCUGGUAUUAUCAAAACAUAUGAAUUAAAUAUUGUAACAUUUGGUCUUGCUCCAUCACCAUUCCUAGCUAUACGAUGUCUACAUAAAUUAGCUGAUGAUGAACAAGAAAAUUUUCCUAUAGCAUCAGAAAUACUCAAAAGAGAUCUAUAUGUCGAUGAUCUUUUAACUGGUACACAAACACUUGAAGAAGCAAUUAAAUUGAGGGAUGAAUUAAUUCCUUUAUUACAACAAGGUAUGUUAAAUAUACGCAAAUGGGCUUCCAAUGAGCCUAGACUAUUAGAAGGCCUUCCAGAGGCUAACAAAAAUUUACAAUUACAAUUUAAUGACUCCAGUGCAAUAAAAACACUCGGUGUUUACUGGAGAUCUACUACAGAUACAAAUGUUUACACAGUUAAAACAAUUACGUUUGACGAAAUUACAAAACGCAAAAUUUUUUCUGAAAUUGGAAAAAUCUUUGAUCCUCUUGGACUUCUUGGUCCAGUUGUUAUGACAGCAAAAAUAGUUAUGCAACAAUUAUGGAGUAUGAACAUUGACUGGGAUGAACCUGUCCCAUCACCAAUUAAAGAUGAAUGGUUAACAUUUUAUAACCAAUUACAACUUUUAAAUGAUUUAUCUUUUAAAAGACAUACAAUAUUAAAUGAUACAACAAGUAUACAAUUACAUGGCUUUUGUGAUGCCAGUGAAAAAGCAUAUGGGGCUUGUAUUUAUCUCAGGUCCAUUGAUAAAAAAGGUAAAGUUUACACACAACUUUUGUGUGCCAAAGGGCGCAUAGCUCCUCUCAAGACACUAUCAAUCCCUAGAUUGGAAUUAUGUGGAGCAUUAUUACUUGCUUCGCUUUAUACAACAAUAAUUAAAGCAAUACACAUAACAAUAGAUGACACAUAUUUGUGGUCAGAUUCUACAAUUGUUUUACACUGGCUAAGAAAAGAGCCAAGUGUUAUGAAAACAUUCGUGGCAAACAGAAUUGCCAAAAUACAAGAAAAAACAAAAACAACACAAUGGUGCCAUGUACGUACACAUGACAAUCCAGCUGACCUGAUUUCAAGAGGUCAACUACCUGAAGAAUUCAUCAAAACAACAACAUGGCAACAUGGGCCGUCUUGGUUGCAGUCUACCUGA